AUAUUUUGUAUUAGCCAAUCAAUGAUAUUGUUACAAACAACGUUAGGAAAACAUUUCAAAAUGGCAGACGAAACCACCACAGAGAAAAACAAAUGCACAUUUUUCAAGAAAGCGGUUAAGCGACAACAAAACAGACGACGCAAAGGCUCAGAUGACAAUGAGAGUAGUGACGAAGAUGAUGGAAAUGUUGCUGUCAAGGCAAAGAAAAUGAAAUGCCCAUCAAAAUUUGUUCAGUCUACAAAUACAAAGAAGUUUGUCAAAGAUGAUGGGUCUUCUAGUGAGAGUGAUGAAGAAAUUCGAAAAUCAGCCAUUGUCACAUACACAUCCUCAAAGACUGGGAAACGAGAUGGGCCAGUUGACAUGGGGGCCACAUCUACUGUGGAGAUAGACACAGACCUUGCUCAAGAUGCAAGAACUUUGUUUGAAAUACAGCAGCAAAUCAACAAGGAGUUGAAGGGUAAGGAAGAUGAUAAGGUGUACAGGGGGAUGAAUAACUACCAAGUGUUUUACGAGAAAAAAGACACUGCACAGGGCAAUGCAGCCAGUAAUUCAGUCAGAAAGGGCCCUUUACGUGCACCAGCCCAUCUGAGGGCCACAGUCAGAUGGGACUAUCAGCCGGACAUCUGCAAAGACUACAAGGAGACUGGCAUGUGUGGCUUUGGAGACAGCUGCAAGUUUGUGCAUGACCGCAGUGACUACAAGCAUGGCUGGCAGCUGGAGCGGGAAAUGGACCAAGGAACAUAUGGAAAGUCUGAUGAUGCAAAUUACGAAAUCAGCAGCGAUGAGGAAGAUGUUCCAUUCAAGUGUUUCAUUUGCCGCAAGUCAUUUGAAAGUCCCAUAGUAACGAAGUGUCGACACUAUUUCUGCGAGAAGUGUGCUCUGGCACAAUACAGGAAAUCUCAGAGAUGUUUUGUGUGCAAUGAACAGACCAAUGGAGUCUUCAACCCUGCAAAAGAGUUGAUGGCAAAAUUGAAGAAGAGGGCAGAAGAAGGGAAGAUAGUUGAGGACAGUGAUGAUGAUCAUGGAUAACGACUGACCCCUAUUGUGUGAAGAUUAAGAGCGUGGGUGGGGUUAUUUCAUCUGAUGAAGGAAAGUGAUCGUGAUCAUGACUGAUUCCAGAUGGUUAAGCUUGAUGACUGUAUAUAAGAGCCGCGUUCUGAGAAUACUUGGCGUAUUGCAUGUGCAUAAAGUGUCAUCCCAGAUUAGCCUGUGCAGUCUGAACAGGCUAAUCAGGGACGACACUUUCCGCUUUUAUGGUAUUUUGAGUUUCAAGGAAGUCCCUUCUUACCGAAAAUCAAGUUUAGGCAGAAAGUGUCGUCCCUGAUAAGCCUGUGCGGACUGCACAGGCUAAUUAGGGAUGACACUUUACGCACAUGCAUUAAGCCCAGAACAAGGCUCAUAACAUUAUGGAAAAUGCCUAUAAUAAAUAUUUUAAACAUG
This is a messenger RNA of Dreissena polymorpha, 1440 nucleotides long. RefSeq names its product E3 ubiquitin-protein ligase RNF113A-like. The record is from RefSeq and is a predicted model, not a curated record. Lineage: Eukaryota; Metazoa; Mollusca; Bivalvia; Myida; Dreissenidae. Bases 22 to 1029 code for a protein of 335 amino acids. Gene Ontology annotation, molecular function: metal ion binding. The transcript is spliced from 10 exons. Gene Ontology annotation, biological process: snoRNA splicing. Gene Ontology annotation, cellular component: U2-type spliceosomal complex.